Messenger RNA from Agelaius phoeniceus (red-winged blackbird), 23856 nucleotides. The record is from RefSeq and is a predicted model, not a curated record. Lineage: Eukaryota; Metazoa; Chordata; Aves; Passeriformes; Icteridae.
CCUGGCCGCGCCGCCGGCAGCUGCGCCCAGCGCGGGCACAAAGGCCGCCAUGGCCGGCUACGUGCCGGGGCUGGUCCCGGCCAACCGCAGCCAGGAGAAGGAGUUCGUGCAGGCCUACGAGGACGUGCUGGAGCGAUACAAAGAUGAACGGGACAGAGUCCAAAAGAAAACCUUCACUAAAUGGGUCAAUAAACACUUGAUGAAGGUGCGCAAGCACAUCAAUGACCUCUAUGAAGACCUGAGAGAUGGUCACAACCUCAUCUCCCUCCUGGAAGUGCUGUCAGGAGUGAAGCUGCCGCGUGAGAAGGGGCGGAUGCGCUUCCACCGCCUGCAGAACGUGCAGAUUGCCCUGGAUUUCCUGAAGCAGCGACAGGUGAAACUGGUGAACAUCCGCAAUGAUGACAUCACAGAUGGCAACCCCAAGCUCACCCUGGGGCUCAUCUGGACCAUCAUCCUCCACUUCCAGAUCUCUGACAUCUACAUCAGUGGGGAGCUGGGGGAUAUGUCAGCCAAGGAGAAGCUCCUGCUGUGGACACAGAAGGUGACAGCAGGUUACAUCGGGCUGAAGUGCACCAACUUCUCCUCCUGCUGGAGCGAUGGCAAGAUGUUCAACGCCCUCAUCCACAGAUACAGGCCAGAUCUGGUGGACAUGGAGAGGGUGCAGAUCCAGAGCAACCGGGAGAACCUGGAGCAGGCCUUUGAGAUCGCCGAGCGCCUGGGGGUCACACGGCUGCUGGAUGCUGAAGAUGUGGACGUUCCCUCUCCAGAUGAGAAAUCUGUGAUAACUUACGUGUCUUCAAUCUACGAUGCCUUUCCCAAAGUCCCUGAGGGAGGAGAAGGGAUCAGCGCCAUUGAGGUGGAUUCGAGGUGGCUGGAGUACCAGACCCGUGUGGAGUCCCUCAUCUCGUGGAUCAAGCAGCACACGAUACUCAUGUCAGACAAAUCCUUCCCCCAGAACCCUGUAGAGCUAAAGGCACUUUAUAACCAGUACAUACACUUCAAAGAAACUGAAAUCCCAGCAAAGGAGCAGGAAAAAGGACAGAUAGAGGAGCUCUACAAACUGCUAGAGGUUUGGAUUGAAUUUGGACGCAUCAAGCUGCCCCAGGGCUACCACCCCAACGAUGUGGAGGAGGAGUGGGGCAAGCUCAUCAUUGAGAUGCUGGAGCGUGAGAAGCUCCUGCGGCCGGCGGUGGAGAGGCUGGAAUUGCUGCUACAAAUCGCUAACAAAAUCCAGAAUGGUGCUCUGAGCUGUGAAGAAAAGCUCACCCUGGCGAAGAACACGCUACAGGCUGAUGCUGCUCACCUGGAGGCAGGCCAGCCGGUGCAGCACGAGGCGGACGUGGUGGCGUUCCUGCAGGAGAGCGAGGGGCUCAUCCGCCAGCUCCAGGUGGACGUGCAGAUCCUCCGCGACGAGAACUACUACCAGCUGGAGGAGCUGGUGUUCAGGAUCAUGAGGCUGCAGGACGAGCUGGUGACGCUGAGGUUGGAGUGCACCAACCUGUACAGGAAGGGCCAUUUCUCCACCCUGGAGCUGGUGCCCACGUCCACACUGAGCACGACACACCUGAAGGGCGAGUCCCUGACCAAGGGGCUCCACACCUCCUCGGCCUCCUGGUUCAGGAAGCCCAUGACCAGGACAGAGCUGGUGGCCAUCUCCUCCUCUGAAGAUGAAGGCAGCCUUCGCUUCGUCUACGAGCUGCUGGCCUGGGUGGAGGAGAUGCAGAUGAGGCUGGAGCGGGCAGAGUGGGGCACUGACCUGCCAAGUGUGGAAUCCCAGCUGGAGACCCAGAGGCACAUCCACGCCAGCGUGGAGGACCUGGGCUCCAGCGUGAAGGAGGCCAGGAUGUAUGAGGGCAAAAUGUCUCCGAAUUUCCGUGCCAGCUACACAGAGACACUGGGCAAGCUGGAGACUCAGUACUGCAAACUGAUGGAAACCUCCAGCUUCAGGCUGAGGCACCUGCAGAGCCUGCAUGGAUUCGUGUCCAGGGCCACUGCUGAGCUGAUCUGGCUGAAUGAGAAGGAGGAGGAGGAACUGGCCUACGACUGGAGUGACAACAACCCCAACAUUGCAGCCAAGAAGAAUUACUUCUCAGAGCUGACAGCAGAGCUGGAAGAGAAGCAGGACAUCUUCCGUUCCCUCCAGGACACGGCUGAGCUGCUCUCCCUGGAGAACCACCCGGCCAAGCAAACCGUGGAGGCCUACAGUGCUGCUGUGCACACCCAGUGGCAGUGGAUCAAGCAGCUCUGCCUGUGCGUGGAGCAGCACGUCAAGGAGAACGCUGCCUAUUUCCAGUUCUUCAGCGACGCCCGGGAGUCGGAGGCGUACCUGCGGAACCUGCAGGACUCCAUCAAAAGGAAAUAUUCCUGCGACCACAACACGAGCCUGACGCGGCUGGAGGACCUCCUGCAGGACUCCAUGGAUGAGAAGGAGCAGCUGAUCCAGUCCAAGAGCUCCGUUGCCAGCCUGGUGGGACGGUCCAAAAGCAUCGUCCAGCUCCGGCCCAGGAACCCAGAGCACGCUGUGAAGAGCACCAUCCCCAUCAAGGCUGUCUGUGACUACAGGCAGAUCGAGAUCACCAUCUGCAGGAACGACGAGUGUGUCCUGGAGGACAAUUCCCAGAGGACCAAGUGGAAGGUGAUCAGCCCCACAGGGAAUGAGGCCAUGGUGCCUUCUGUCUGCUUCCUGAUCCCCCCACCCAACAAAGAGGCCAUCGAGAUGGCCAACAGGGUGGAGCAGCUGUACCAGAAAGUGAUGGCUCUCUGGCACCAGCUGCACAUGAACACAAAGAGCCUCAUCUCCUGGAACUACCUGAGGAAGGACAUAGCCCUGGUGCAGAGCUUCAGCAUGGAAAAGCUGAGAUCCUUGGCUCAAGGGGAGUGUCAGCAAGCCCUGAAGAGCCUGCAGGGCCACUACGAGGAUUUCCUGCAGGACAGCCGGGACUCAGAGCUCUUCUCCGUGUCGGACCGGCUGCGCCUGGAGGAGGAAGUGGAGUCUUCCAAGGAACACAUCCGGCAGCUGCUGGAGUCCAUGGAGAACGAGGACAAGGAUGAGACCGUUGCCAGGACGUACCUGUCUGAGCUGAAGAACAUCCGCCUGCGGCUGGAGGAGUGCGAGCAGCGGCUCGUGAGCCGCAUCCAGGCCCCGAGCGGCGCCCGGGCAGACGGGGACACCAUCCAGGAGAACACCCUGCGCAUGGCAGAGCAGGAGCGCACACAGGAGGAUCUGCAGCAGCUGCAGUCAGAGCUCCGGGUUGUGUCUGAGAGGUGCUACAGCUUCCUGGACAAAGCUCCUGCAGGGCCCAGCACGCCCCACCUGCGCUCAGAGCUGGACUUGGUGGUGAACAAGAUGGAGCAGACACACGGGCUCUCUUCCAUCUACCUGGAAAAGUUGAAGACGGUUGACAUCAUUAUCCGCAGCACCCAAGGAGCAGAGUCCCUGGUCAAAGGCUACGAGGUGAAGCUGAGCCAGGAGGAGGCUGUUCCUGCUGACCUGGCAGCCAUUCAGACCCACAGGACAGCCCUGCAGCAAUGGCUCGGGGAGGUGAAGGACAAGGGCUCAGUGUUCUCCACGCUGGAAGAGGAGAUGGCGAAGGCAAAGGAGGUGGGGGAGCAGCUGUUCAGGCUGAGGCAGGAGCGCAGCAUCGACCUGGAGCGCUUCCAGGAGAAGGGGAGCCAGCUGUGGGACCGCUGGCAGCGAGUGUGCGCCCAGAUCGAGACCCGCCACACGGAGCUGGAGAGCAUCCAGGAGGUGCUGAGCGAUUACCGGCAGUGCCACAGCGCCCUGAUCCAGUGGAUUGAGGAGAUCACAGCCCAGCAGGAGCUGAUGAAGCCUGGCCAGGCUGAGGACAGCCGGGUGCUGUCGGAGCAGCUCAGUCAGCAAACGGCUUUGGCUGCAGAAAUUGAGAAAAACCAAGCCAAGCUGGACCAGUGUCAGAAAUUCUCCCAGCAGUACUCGGCUGCUGUCAAGGACUAUGAGCUGCAGCUGAUGACCUACAGGGCCUUCGUGGAGUCGCAGCAGAAGUCGCCCAUGAAGCGCCGGCGGAUGCUCUCCUCCUCAGAUGCCAUCACCCAGGAGUUCAUGGAUUUGAGGACUCGUUAUACGGCCCUGGUGACUCUGACCACCCAGCACGUGAAGUACAUCAGCGACGCUCUGCGGCGCCUGGAGGAGGAGGAGAAAGUGGUGGAGGAGGAGAAGCAGGAGCACGUGGACAAGGUGAAGGAGCUCCUGGGCUGGGCCCUGGGCUUGAAGCAGAGUGUGCAGGGCAGGACAGCUGCUGCUGGGAGCAGAGAGCUGGGAGACAUUGAGAAAUCCAUCUCAGAGCAGCAGGCCCUGAAUGAGGAGCUGAUUGGAAAGAAGGAGCAGGUCUCUGAGGCCAUCAAAACUUCCCAAAUCUUCCUGGCAAAACACAGCCACAAGCUUUCCCAACCAGAAAAGGACCAGAUUUCUGCUCAGAUUGGUGCUCUGAAGGAAACCUACCAGGCUCUCUGCAGCAACUCCACAGAGCAGCUCCAGCAGCUCCAGAGCCAGCUGGCUCAGGAGACAGAGCACAAGGGCAGCGAAGCCGUGGCAGGAGUGAUCGAUCUUGGCACGGUAGAAAUAUUCCCUGUCUUUGGUGCCAUGCAGAGAGGUCUUAUAGAUCAGGACACAGGCCUGGUCCUCCUGGAGGCCCAGGUGAUCUCCUCUGACUUAGUUGUCCCAGAGACCAGUGAGAAACUCUCCUUGGAGAAAGCUCUGGCAAGAAACAUCAUUGAUCUCAGGGCGUUCCAGGUGCUGCAGGAACUGAAGGAUGCUCUCCAGCAGGUGGAAGAAAUCAGAUGUGAAGGGAGGCAGCUCCUCCCCGUCGCUGCUGCCAUAGAGGAGGGGAGGAUCAGUGAGAGCCUUGGGCUGAAGAUUCUUGAGGCUGAGCUCCUCACUGGGGGCUUUAGAUACCAGCAGGGCAGAAUCAGCAUGGAGACAGCAGUGCAAGAAAGGCUCCUUCCCCCCCAGCUUCACUCCAGGCUCCUGUCUCACCUGGAGGGUGGCAGGGAUUUGAUUGACCCCAACACUGCUGAGAAGAUCAGUCUGCCUGAGCUCCUGGACAGGUGCAUCAUCCACCAAGAGACUGGGCUGAGGCUGCUCCCUGUCAGGCAGCUGGCGGGUGGGAUGGUGAGCUUGAGGUCAGGCAGGGAGGUCAGCAUCUUCCGUGCAGUCCAGGAGGGGCUGAUAGACAGGCAGGUGACCAUCAGGCUGCUGGAAGCCCACCUCUUUGCUGGUGGCAUUGUUGACCCCAGGACAGGCCACAGGCUGACUGUGGAUGAGGCUGUCAGGCAUCAUUUGAUUGACCAGGAUUUGGCCUGCACGCUCCUGAUCCGGCAGCUCCGGACCGGUGGGAUCGUGGACACCACCACGGGAGAGAGGCUGACCAUGGAUGAAGCCCUAAGAAAGGGUUUGGUAGCUCCAAGGACUGCGCUGCUGGUCCUGGAAUCCCUGUGGUCCUUCAUGGGGCUGCUGUGGCCAGAGACGGGGGAGAUCAUCCCUGUUGCAGAUGCCUUGGAGCAGGGGAUGCUCUCCACGGAGCUGAUUGAGGAGGCUCUCAGCAAGAGGCAGCUCCUCCAGGCUGUUUUUGUCCCAGACACCACAGAGGUGGUGUCCUGGCAGAAGGCAGUGGAGCAGGGCAUCCUGGAGGGAGAGGUGGUGAAGGAGCUGAAGUCAACAGCCAUCCCUGAUGUCCUGGCCAGUGUGCAGCUCUCUGGGUCUCCAGGCAGGAGCAGGCAGGGCCAGAGCUCCCCUGGAAGGAGCCCCACGGGUCAGGAGGAGCCUCUGCUGAGGAGUGCUGAGGAAAGGCUGGCGUUCCACUUGAUGACACACAGCUACAUCAACAUCCACGAUGGCCAGAAGGUGCUCUUGGUGGAUGCAGAGUUGAACAACCUCACUAAAGCUCUCAUCCAAAGCCAGGAAAAUGGAUCCUGUGCACAGGUGUUGGAAGGCUUUGAGGAGACAGAGGCAGAGGCAGCUCUUGAGAGCAAACCUUGCAAUGGUUUGGCUUUGCAGCAGCUUGAGCUUCAAUUUGCUCCUUCAAAAGGUGAAAGUGGGAGGAUCCUACCACCCAGAACUGCUCUGGAGAAUGGAGAGGUGGUGGUGGGACCUGAAAGUCUCCUCUUGGAGGAUGCAGAGGAUUUCCUGCAUGUGGAAGAGCAGGAGCAGAUUUCCACUGAACAGGAGACCAUGAGGAGUGAAACUGAUGCUGAAUUUGGAAAAGAACAGGUGACUUUUACAACCAAGGAUAAACAUCAGGUAAAAUUAUUGAUGCCAGAAUCUCCCAGUGACCUUGAUAGUGGAUUAAUCAGAGAAACAGAGGAAAUGAUGAUUGAGGCAGAAGAAGAGUCCAAGCCUCCUGCAGCAGAUGGAGUGGAAGGUCCUGAAUAUCAGAAGAAGGCAUUGGAAAGUGGGGCAGUGGUUGUGAAAAGUGAAAUCUGCAUAACAGUGGGUGUUCCAGAAAGUAGAGACAGACUGAAAAUGGUGGCAGAGAGGUCUCAGGGUGUGAGGGAGCCUGAACAAGAGGCAGAAGAUGUGAGGGGUGUGGGAGAGGUUUAUUUGCUGAAGGAGGGAACAGUUGAAAAUGGUGUGCUGGGAGGAGAGGACACUGUGCGCCCUGCACGUGCGGAGGCAGCACCAGCAGAGAGGCAAAGCAAGGACAUGGAAACUGUGCUGGAAGUGGAAGAAGGAGAGCAGGAAGAAGUGUUGGGUGAUGAGGGCGUUGAGGAACCAGCCCUGGUGGCCCCUGAGGAGCAGGAAGCAGAGGACACUCUGGAAAAGCUCCUGAUGCAGCUCCAAAGUGGUGGCAUCACCCAUGAGCAGACGGGCAGGACCCUGCUGCUGGAUGAGGCUGUGGCCUCUGGAGUGGUGUCUGGCCACACAGCUGUGAAACUCAUGGAGAGGAUGAGGAUGUUCAGCGGCUUCUUUGACCCUCAGGCAUGUGAAUCCUUGACCACUGAGGACGUGAUUGAAGAAGGUCUGAUGGACGAGGAGCUGCUCCAGAAGGUCCUCACGUCCGACAAAGCCAUAAGUGGUGUCCUUGACCCGGGCAACAACUUUGUCUACUGCAUCAAGGAUGCUGCUGCUGUUGGCCUUCUGGACAAGGAGACAGCCAUGAGGAUCUUGGAAGGGCAGGUGGUUACUGGGGGCAUUGUUGACUUGAAACGUGGCAAAAAAGUGUCAGUGACUUUGGCUUCAAAUCUGGGCCUCAUAGAGCCAACGAAUCAGACAGAGCUGGUCAAGCUGGAGAAGGCUUCCAAGGGGAAAGGCACUGAUGAGGUGACCAGGCAGAAGCUCAUUAAUUUGCAGGCUGAGACCAGUGGGAUUGUGGAUCCUGCAAGCAAACAGCCUUUGACUGUGGCAGAGUCUGUUGAAAAAGGGCUCCUGGAGAAGGAAAAGGCUUUUCAGCUCUUGACCAAGCAGGUGGCUGAUGGGGGGAUCAUCCAUCACGUGUCUGGGAUGAGGCUUUCGGUGGACAAUGCCAUGAAACACGGUUUGAUCAGUCCAGACCUGUGCAAGGAGCUCAGGAAAGCCGAAAGUGUGGUCCUGCAGGACUUUGUGCAUCCAGCUACAAAGGAGAAGCUGCCCUUGCCCCAGGCAGUGUCACUGGGGCUCCUUAGCCCAGAAUUCCAGAGGAAAGUGCAGGAAAUCCAGGCUGAGAGUGGAAGCAUCCUCGAUCCAGCUUCUGGCCGGCGACUGGCGCUGAGUCAGGCGGCGCAGGAGGGCCUGGUGCCCCAGCAGGUGGUGGAGAAAGCCCUGUCAUCUCCAGAAAUGAGAGAAGGCAUUGUGGACCCCGAGACCUGCAAGAUCACCCCCUACUCAGAGUUCCUGAAGAAGUGUAAAAUCGACAUUGAAUCCGGCCAGAGGUACCUGGAGGUCCAUCCCUUCCAGGCCGUCGGGGAUGAGGUGACGGGGACCAAGCUGCCGUGUGCUGAGGCGGUGAGGCUGGGCAAGGUGGACCCCCUGCCCACCCUGAGGCUGCUGCAGGCACAGGCAGACAGUGGAGGGGUGGUGGAGGGCUCUGUCAGCAAGAGGCUGUCCCUGAGGGCGGCUGUGGAGCAGGGGAUGCUGGAUGAGGCCAUGGCCAAAGUCAUCGCCACCAACCAGCUCAGGGCUGGGGGAAUCGUUGAUGCCCCCGGUGGGAAAAGGUUGACUGUGCAGGAAGCUGUUGGAAAGGGACUGAUUAGCCAAAAAUUAGCUGCUGGUCUUCGGGAUGUGCAAAUAUCCGAGGAGAAAGUUGGCUCUGAGGUCUUCAAAGUAGAAAAAUUGCAACUUUCGCAGGAAAAAACAGAAAAACUAUCUCCAAAAGGGGAGGGUGUCAUCCUCCCUGCCAGGUCUGAUGGUGCUGAGCCCAAAGCUCAUCCUAAAGCUGUGAGCUAUGACACAGCUCAGAGUGCAGCUGCUGCCACUGAGAAAUCCCCCAAAGCACAGACAGAAAGGAAAUUAAAACCUCAGGAAGCUUCAGAGGGUGCUGUCCAUCCCCAGGAUGAACAUCAUCAUCUUCAUCACCCCCAGGCAAAGGCUGAGGCGACUCCAGAGCACCCCUCAGUGCUGGGGACAGUGUCCCUCCCUGAAGAGGCAGUGGUGGAAGGGGCUGUGGAAAAAGGGAUCCCAAAAGGCAUCUCCCAGGUGAGAGCAGCCCAGGGCAAGGAAUUGAGGGAAGAAGUGGAUGGAAAGACAGAGAAAGUUGAGAGACUGGGCUUGGAGAAGGAGCAGUUGGGCACAGAGGUGCUUCACGAGGAGGAGGAUGGUGAGGAGAGGAGGAGGAGGAGAGAGUUUGUAAGUGCAGAGGGAGUUGUGGCAGGUGGAGAAGGUGCAGUGGCGAUUUCUGGGCAAGGAGAGAGAGUGACCAGUGUGGUCCAGGAGACGCCAGCAGCCCCAAGGGAAUCUGUCAGCGUGGGCCCAGGGAAGGGAGGGAUGAGUCCUGCAGGGUCUGGAGAACCCCCUGAGCUUGGUGUUCCUGUGGGAGAUGAGCUUGCAGGGAAAAAAGCUGCCAAACACACAGGAAGAGAAACCCCUCGCACAGGAGGUGCCAUUGAUCAGGAAAAAACAAGUGAAACUGAGCUAAAACCUACCCAGAAAAAGAAAAGCAAGAAAAAGAAAGCGAAGCAGGGCAGCAUUCCAGGAGACAGCAUUCAGCCAGAGAAACCUGCAGAGAAGCAGCUCCUUCCUUCUCUGGUUUCCCAAGAAAUUCCAAGGAAAAAGGGUGAGGAGGAGCACUUUGUCUCCAGGGUGCCAGAGCCAAAACACGAAUCCAGCACUGAGACUGCUGCUGGGUUGGCACAAGACACAGCCAAGCACAAGGGUGGAAAAGGGAAGAAAACAAUUCCUGGGAAAGAUAAAGAAACGCCCAGAGAGGUUCAGGUGUUCCCUGUGCCCCCUGAGCAUGGGGAAGCUCGAGAAGUGGUCAAAGGUGGGACCAGGGAUGGUCAAGAUUCCUUGGUGGCCCUGAGUCUGGAGGAAAGAAUGACUGAGGAAGGCAUGAGGAUGGAAACCACCCAGGAUGUGCCCAGCACAGCCACCAUGGCACAGGAACUGCCCCAGGACUUAAUUAUCACAGAGGAGCCCACGGAAAUUCAGGAAACCCCCGCAGUCCUGGAGCUUGGAGAGGAGAAACAGCACGAGCAAAGAGCUGAGCUCAGAGCAGACCAAGGAGGUGCCUCUGCUCCCCCAGAAUCCCAAGAAGAACCCCUCCAAGAGAGGAGCAGGCAGCCAGGUCCAGGUGAUCGGGGUUUGCUCUUGCCUGUGAUCGUGGAGGGGGAGCUGCUGGAAACCUCGAGGGAGUCCACGAGGCCAGCCCAGAUCAAGUUCAGCAAGAAGAUGUGUCUGGAGCACGACCAGAGGCUGAUAUCUUAUCUCUCCAUGCUCCGAGACAUCGAGAUGAGAAUCAAACGUGUGCAGCCAGCAGAGCAGAAUUUGGCAGCCCUGCACGACCUGAGGCAGCAAGCAGAGGCUCUGGGCUCUGAGCUGCAGGAGCUGAGCUUCCCAGUGAAUCAGGAGCUGGAUGCUGUGCAGAGGAUUGUGGCCAACCCCCCUGAAGAAGUCCCUGAGCAGUUACUGAAGGCUUUGGAGAAGGAUGCCAAGAACCUCCAGAAGUCUCUGAGCUCUGCAAGUGAAGUCCUGCAGUCCCGGCUGCAAAACCUUCGUGGGGCAGCAGAAGCUGAAAAGGCUAAAAUCCUGGCCCAGCACGAGGCUCUUGAGGGCAGGCUGCAGGAGCUGCUGAGCUGGGUCUCUGGCACCACGGAGGCCCUGGAUGACAGAGAUUUCCAGCAGGCCACCGAUGGCAGCAGCUUGAGUCACUGCCUGCAGCACUACAAGGAGCUGAAGGAGCCCCUGGCUGACACCAAGGCUGAGCUGGACGCUGCUGCCUUCGACAUCCAGUUCCUCAUCUCGGAGCAUGCACAGGAUUUAACCCCCCAGCAGAGCAGGCAGCUGCUGAGGCUGCUCAAUGAGCUGCAGAAAGCCUUCAGGGACCUGUCAGAGCGUGUGACAGCACGGCUGGAGGUGCUGCAGCUCUGUCUCCAGCAAGUGGAGCAGACGGAGCAGGUGAAGACGCUGCAGGAGCAGCAGGCAGCCCGGGCACAGAGCCUGGCUGAGCUGAGCCGCUGGCUGGGCCAGGCUGAGGACACCCUGGCAGAGCAGCAGAGAGCAGAAGGGGACCUGCCUGCCCUGCAGCAGAGGCAAAGCGAUGUUAAGGAGCUGCAGAGGAGCAUGCACAGCAGAGCCGCCUCCUUUGCCGGUGUCCUGAAGAGCACAGAGCAGUUUUUGGAGGAGAACAAGGCCAAGCUGGAGCCUGGGGAGCUGGCAGCACUGCAGCAGGACCUGCAGCGUGCCAAGGAGCAGUACCAGUCCCUGCAGGAGAGGACAGAGGUGGCCCAGAAGGAGCUGGAGAGUGCUGUGAGUGCUGCAGUGCAGCAGGAGACUGAGAAGGUGAAAGCUGCCAAAGAGCUGGAGGAGAACAGCAAUAAGAUCGAUUCCCUUCUGAGCUGGGUGGCAUCGCUGGAGCAGAAGGGAGAGCUCCCAGAGUACAGACCACACCCUGUCAGUCCAGGCACAGGGAAAAGCACUGGGGAUGUCCCUGAUGGCCACACUGUGGGAGCAGACAGUGCUGCUGAGAGCCUGGAUGAGCACUACGAGAGGCUGAAGGCGCAGCACCAGGAGCUGCUGUCCCAGCAGCAGGACAUCAUCCUGGCCACGCAGGCAGCACAGGCUUUCCUGGACAAGCAGGGGCCCAGCCUGGCUGGGGAGGAGCAGGAGAGGCUGCAGGCACAGCUGGCACAGCUGCGGGAGCGGUACCCGGCGUCGCUGGCACGCGCUGAGACACGGCUGAAACGGGUGCAGCUCCUCAGGGAGGAGCUCCAGAAGUUCCUGCAGGACCACGGGGAGUUCCAGGCCUGGCUGGAGCAGGCAGAGCAGGACCUGCAGGGGAUGUACAAGGGGGACAGUGACCCUGACUCCCUGAGGCAGCUGCUGCGGCGCCAGGGGAGCUUUGCAGAGGAUGUGAUCUCCCACAAGGGUGACCUGCGCUUUGUCACCAUGUCGGGGGAGAAGUUUCUGGAUGGGGAUGCUGGGGAUGCUGAAUCCCAGCUGGUGAUGUCCAGGAGUGUGGUCAAGAGCAAGCUGGAGGAUGCCACGCAGAGAUACACCACGCUGCACUCCAAGUGCUCCAAGCUGGGCUCCCACCUGAACACCUUGCUGGAUCACUACCAGCAGUUCCAGGAGGUGGCAGAGUCUCUCAGGACGUGGCUGCAGGAGAGUGAAGCUGCCCUGGGGAAGCUGCUCUCAGAGACAGUUUCCUCAGAUCUGGCCGUGCUGCAGAAGCAGCUCGCCAGCACCAAGCAACUGCAAGGAGACCUGGCUGAGCACCAGGUGCCAGUGGAGAAGCUCCAGAAAGCAGCUCGGACCCUGCUGGACAUCCAAGGGGAGCCAGCCCCAGACCACAGCCACAUCCAGGAAACAACAGAUGCCAUCGUGAGCCGCUUCCAGAGCCUCUCCCAGCAGAUGUCCGAGCGCUCAGACCUGCUGCAGAAAUCCAUUGCCCAGUCCCAGAGCGUCCAGGAGAGCCUGGAGAGCCUCCUCCAGUCCGUGGCUGAGAUUGAGAAGAGCCUGGAGAAGGACCAGCCAGCUGUGCUCACCUCUGCCUCCAUCCAGGACUCGCUUGCCACGAGUGUGAAGCUGAAGCAGGACAUUGCCAGGCAGAGGAGCUGCCUGGAAGCCACCAGGGAGAUGGUGACGCGCUUCACCGAGGCCGCCGACAGCCCCGCGGCCUCCGCGCUGCAGGACAAGCUGACCCAGGUGACAGAACACUUUGGGAGGCUGUGCCAGCAGCAGCAGCAGCGGGAGGACGCCCUCAAGGGCCUCCUGCCCAAGGUGGAGCAGUAUGAGCAGCUGUGGGAGAAGCUGCAGCAGUUCACGGAGAGCAGGACGCGGCUGUUGGCGUCCGGGAAUCAGCCGGACCACGACAUCGCUCACUUCUCCCAGCACAUCCAGGAGCUGAACUCGGAGAUGAGGCAGCACCAGGAGGACCUGGCCACCCUGGAGCACCUGGCUGAGGAGCUGAGCUCCUGUGGCUUCACCCCCAGCUCCUUCCAGCAGCAGGAGAAGCUGCAGAGCCUGAAGAAAGAUUUCCUGCAGCUGCAGAAGGUGGCAAAAGACAGAGAAAAGGAUGCCUCAUCCUGCCAGGAGCAACUGGAUGAGUUUCGGAAUCUGGUUGGCGCCAUCAGGAAGUGGCUGAGGGAGACUGAAGGCAAAAUUCCACCUGCUGAGACCUCCCUGGGCACCCAGGAGCUGCAGCAGCACAGGCAGCAGAUCCAGGAUCUCCUGGAGGAGUGGAAGGGGAAGGGCCCCCAGGUGGAGGAGAUUGGCCGCAGAGGGACCCUCCUGGAGAACCUGAUCGUGGAGAUCACAGCCCCCAACACCCCUCCCAAGGCAGGUGCCGCUCUGCCCGCUCCAGGAGGCUCAGGAGGCAGCGUGAACGGAUACCACACCUGCAAAGAUCUGACGGAGAUCCAGUGCGACGUGUCGGACGUGAGCCAGCGGUACCAGGCUCUGGGUGCAGCCCUGCAGGAGCGCCUGCAGCAGCUCUCAGCCAUGCUGGACAGCAUGCAGGAGGUGCAGGAGGAGGCCAGCUCCAUGCUCAAGUGGCUGGAGUCCAAGGAAAGGAUGCUGUCCGAGCUGGACGCCUCCUCCUCGCCCACCAAGACGGAGACGAUGAGAGCCCAGGCUGAGCACAACAAGGCAUUUCUGGCUGAAUUGGAACAGAAUUCUGGGAAGAUCCAGAAGGUGAAGGAAGCACUUUCUGGCUUGCUGGAGAAAUAUCCAGAUUCCCCAGAAGCAGCGAACUGGAAGAAGAUGCAGGAAGACCUGAAUUGCAGGUGGGAGAGGGCCAGCCAGGCCACGGCUGCGCGGCAGCAGAAGCUGGAGGAGUCGGCGACCCAGCUGGCCACGUUCCAGGCCACUGAGGCCCAGCUGAGGCCCUGGCUGAUGGAGAAGGAGCUGAUGAUGAGUGUGCUGGGCCCCCUCUCCAUCGACCCCAACAUGCUGAAUGCUCAGAAGCAGCAGGUGCAGUUUAUGCUGAAGGAAUUCGAAGCUCGCCGACAGCAGCACGAGCAGCUCAACCAGGCAGCUCAGAGCAUCCUGACUGGCCCUGGAGAUGUUUCCCCAUCCACCAGCCAGGUGCAGGAUGAGCUCCAAGGGGUCAACCAGAAAUGGUCCGAGCUCACCGAGCGCCUCAACUCCCGCUCCAGCCAGAUUGACCAAGCCAUAGUAAAGAGCACCCAGUACCAGGAGCUUCUCCAGGGCCUCUCAGAGAAGGUGAAGGCUGUUGGGCAGCGCCUGAGCAGCCAGUCUGCCAUCAGCACCCAGCCUGAUGCUGUCAAACAGCAGCUGGAGGAGACCAGCGAGAUCCGCUCAGACCUGGAGCAGCUGGAAGAGGAGAUCUCAGAGGCUCAGACCCUCUGUGAUGACCUCUCCGUCCUGAUUGGGGAGCAGUACCUCAAGGAUGAGUUGAGGAAACGUCUGGAGACCGUGGCACUUCCCCUCAAAGGCCUGGAAGAUCUGGCAGCCGACCGGAUGAACCGGCUGCAGACUGCGCUCGCCAGCUCCCAGCAGUUCCAGCACAUGUUUGAUGAGCUCAGGACCUGGCUGGAUGACAAAAGGUGCCAGCAAGCCCAGAGCCAACCGAUCUCUGCUAAGCUGGAGAGGCUGCAGAGCCAAAUCCAGGAGCAAGAAGAGUUCCAGAAGAGCCUCAACCAACACAGCGGCUCCUACGAGAUGAUUGUGGCCGAGGGAGAAUCUUUGCUGCUGUCUGUCCAGCCUGGGGAGGAGAAGACCACUCUGCAGAACCAGCUGGUGAGCCUGAAAACACACUGGGAGGAGCUCAGCAAGCAGGCUGCUGACAGGCACUCCAAGCUCAAGGACUGCUUGCAGAAAGCUCAGAAGUACCAGCGGCACGCCGACGACCUCCUGCCCUGGGUGGAGGACUGCAAGGCGAGGAUGGCAGAGCUGGAGGUAACCCUGGAUCCAGUGCAGCUGGAGGCCACUCUUCUGAGGUCCAAGGCCAUGCUGAGUGACGUGGAGAAGCGCCGGUCCCUGCUGGAGAUGCUCAACAGUGCUGCUGACAUCCUGACUGACGCCUCCCAGACGGACGAGGAUGACAUCCGGGAUGAGAAGGCUGCCAUCAACCAGAAGAUGGAUGCCAUCACAGAAGAGCUGCAAACCAAGACUGGCUCCAUUGAAGAAAUGUCCCAGAGGCUCAAGGAGUUCCAGGAGAGCUUCAAGAACAUCGAGAAGAAGCUGGAAGGGGCAAAGCACCAGCUGGAGAUCUACGAUGCCCUGGGGCCACAAGCCUGCAGCAACAAGAAUUUGGAGAAGCUCAGGGCACAGCAGGAGGUGCUGCAGGCCCUGGAGCCACAAGUGGAUUAUCUGAAAAACCUCACUCAAGGCCUGGUAGAAGAUGCUCCAGAUGGAUCCGACUGCUCCCAGCUCCUCAGCCAAGCCGAGGUGGCUCAGCAGGACUUCAAGGCCGUGAAGCAGAAAAUCAACGAUUGCUGCGCUCUCAUGGAGAACAAGCUGGAAGGGAUCGGCCAGUUCAACAGCAGGGUCAGGGAGAUGUUCUCCCAGCUGGCAGAUCUGGAUGAUGAGCUGGACAGCAUGGGCCCCAUUGGGAGGGACUCUGACAGCCUCCAGUCCCAGGCCGAGGACGUGCGUGCCUUCCUGGGCAAGCUCCACCGGCUGAAAUGCGACAUCGAAUCCUCCGAGAGCGAGUGCAAGAAAAUGCUGGAGGACGAGGGCAGCCCCGACCUGCUGGGGCUGAAGAGGGAGCUGGAGACGCUGAGCAAGCAGUGCAGCAAGCUGACAGAGAGGGGCAGGAACCGGCAGGAGCAGGUGGAGACCACGCUGUCCCGCGUGGAGGACUUCUACAGCCGCCUGAAGGAGCUCAGCCAAAUGACCGCAGCGGCCGAGGAGAACGAGGCCCUGCAGUGGGUGGUGGGGACAGAGGUGGAAACCAUCAACCAGCAGCUGGCAGACUUCAAGCAAUUCCAGAAGGAGCAAGUUGAUCCCCUCCAGCUAAAGCUGCAGCAAGUCAAUGGAGUUGGUCAGGGACUCAUCCAAAGCGCCGGGAAAAACUGUGAUGUCCAAGGGCUGGAGCAUGACAUGGAAGAAAUCAACACCCGCUGGAACACCCUCAACAAGAAGGUGGCCCAGCGAGUGGCCCAGCUGCAGGAGGCCCUGUUGCACUGCGGGAAGUUCCAGGAUGCCCUGGAGCCACUGCUGAGCUGGCUGGCAGACACCGAGGAGCUCAUCUCCAACCAGAAACCUCCCUCUGCUGAGUACAAGGUGGUGAAAGCCCAGAUCCAAGAGCAGAAGCUGCUCCAGCGCCUCCUGGACGAUCGCAAAGCCACGGUGGAGAUGAUCCAGGCCGAGGGCGACCGGAUCGCGCAGUCGGCCGAGCCCGCGGACCGGGACAAGAUCGUGGGGCAGCUGGAGAGCCUGGCCCGGCACUGGGCAGGGCUGCUGGGCAGGGCAGCUGCCAGGCAGAAGCAGCUGGAGGAUAUCUUGGUGCUGGCAAAGCAGUUCCACGAAACCACGGAGCCUGUGUCUGACUGGCUGUCGGUGACAGAGAAGAAAUUGGCCAACUCUGAGCCCAUUGGCACCCAGACUGCCAAAAUCCAGCAGCAGAUCAGCCGCCACAAGGCUCUCGAGGAGGACAUAGAGAGCCACUCCACCGACGUGUCUCGGGCGCUGGGGGUCGGGCAGUCUCUGUCCUCCCUGAGCUGUGCUGCUGAGCAGAGGCUGCUGGCAGAGAAAUUAGAGGCUCUGCAGAGCCGCUACGGCGAGGUCCGGGAGCGGUGCGGCCGCAAGGCAGCACUGCUGGACCAGGCUCUGGCCAACGCCAGGAUUUUUGGGGAGGAGGAGGUGGAAGUGCUCAACUGGCUGGCUGAGGUGGAGGACAAGCUGGGCUCAGUGGCCAUAAAGGAUUUCAAACGGGACGUCCUGCAGAAGCAGCAUGCCGACCAGCUGGCUCUGAAUGAGGAAAUUGUGAACAGGAAGAAGAAUGUGGACCAAGCCAUUAGAAAUGGACAAGCUCUCCUGAAGCAAACCACAGGGGAGGAGGUGCUGCUGAUCCAGGAGAAGCUGGAUGGAAUCAAGACCCGCUACUCCGACAUCACCGCCGCCAGCUCCAAGGCCCUGCGCACGCUGGAGCAGGCCCGGCAGCUGGCCACCAAAUUCCAGUCCACCCACGAGGAGCUCACUGGGUGGAUGAGCAAGGUGGAGGAGGAGCUGGCCUCCAGCGGGGCACAAUCCCCUGCUGGAGAGCAGAUCCCCCAGUUCCAGCAGCGACAAAAGGAGCUGAAGAAGGAGGUGAUGGAGCACAGGCUCGUGCUGGACACGGUGAAUGAGGUGAGCAGGGCUCUGCUGGAGCUGGUUCCCUGGAGAGCCCGGGAGGGGCUGGACAAGCUGGUGUCGGACACCAACGAGCGCUACAAGCUGGUCAGUGACACCAUCAGGCAGAGGGUGGAGGAGAUCGAUGCUGCUAUUCAGAGGUCUCAGCAGUAUGAGCAGGCAGCAGAUGCAGAGCUGGCCUGGGUGGCUGAGACCAAGAGGAAGCUGAUGGCUCUGGGUCCCAUCCGCCUGGAGCAGGACCAGACAACGGCUCAGCUGCAGGUGCAGAAGGCAUUUUCCAUCGACAUCAUCCGGCACAAAGACUCCAUGGACGAGCUCUUCAGCCAGCGCCACGAGAUCUUUGGCACCUGUGGCGAGGAGCAAAAAGCUGUUCUCCAGGAGAAGACUGAGUCCCUGGUGCAGCAGUAUGAGGCUGUGAGCCAGCUCAACUCGGAGCGUUACGCCCGCUUGGAGCGUGCCCAGGUCCUGGUGAACCAGUUCUGGGAGACCUACGAGGAGCUGAACCCAUGGAUUGAGGAGACCCAAGCCCUCAUCUCCCAGCUGCCACCCCCAGCCAUCGACCACGAGCAGCUCAAGCAGCAGCAGGAUGACAUGAGGCAACUGAGAGAGUCCAUCGCCGAGCACAAACCUCACAUCGACAAGCUGCUGAAAAUUGGGCCCCAGCUCAAGGACCUCAACCCCGAGGAAGGGGAGAUGGUGCAGGAAAAAUACUCCAGGGCUGAAGCCUUGUAUGCCAAAAUCAAGGAGGAGGUUUGCCUGCGGGCCCUGGCGCUGGACGAGGCGUUCUCACAGUCCACCCAGUUCCACGACAAGAUCGAGCCCAUGCUGGAGACCCUGGAGAGCCUCUCCUCCCGCCUGCGGCUGCCGCCCCUGAUCCCCGCCGAGGUCGACAAGAUCCGCGAGUGCAUCAGCGAGAACAAAAACUCCACGGUGGAGCUGGAGAAGCUGCAGCCCUCCUUUGAGGCCCUCAAACGCCGUGGGGAAGAGCUCAUCGCCCGCUCCCAGGGAGCAGACAAGGACCUGGCAGCCAAAGAUCAACAGGCAGCUCAUGCACUGAGUGAGCACGGACUUCAUGCUAGAGGUGGCCAGAACAGAGUCAUCCAGGACAAGCUGGAUCAGAUGGUUUUCUUCUGGGAAGACAUCAAAGCUCGGACCGAGGAACGUGAGAUGAAGUUCCUUGAUGUCCUGGAGCUGGCAGAGAAGUUCUGGUACGACAUGGCAGCGCUCCUGACAACCAUCAAGGACACCCAGGACAUUGUCCACGACCUGGAGAGCCCAGGCAUUGACCCCUCCAUCAUCAAGCAGCAGGUGGAAGCAGCAGAGACUAUCAAGGAGGAGACAGACGGGUUGCACGAGGAGCUGGAGUUCAUCCGCCUCCUGGGCACUGAUCUCAUCUUUGCCUGUGGUGAGACUGAGAAGCCAGAAGUGAAGAAGAGCAUUGAUGAGAUGAACAACGCGUGGGAAAACCUAAACAAGACAUGGAAGGAGAGGCUGGAGAAGCUGGAGGAAGCCAUGCAGUCAGCUGUGCAGUACCAGGACACACUCCAAGCCAUGUUUGACUGGCUGGACAACGCUGUGAUCAAACUGUGCAACAUGUCCCCUGUGGGCACCGACCUGAGCACGGUCAAGGAGCAGAUGAACGAGAUGAAGGAGUUUAAAAUGGAGGUUUACCAGCAGCAGAUUGAGAUGGAAAAGCUUAAUCACCAAGGUGAACUGAUGCUAAAAAAGGCUACGGAUGAGACAGACAGAGACAUCAUCAAGGAACCACUGACAGAGCUCAAACAUCUCUGGGAGAACUUGGGCGAGAAAAUUGCUCACAGACAGCACAAGCUGGAAGCCGCCCUGCUGGCGCUGGGCCAGUUCCAGCACGCCCUGGCAGAGCUGAUGGCCUGGCUGACCCACACUGAGGAGCUGCUGGAUGCCCAGAAACCCAUCAAUGGGGACCCAAAAGUCAUCGAGGUGGAACUUGCAAAGCACCACGUGCUGAAGAACGACGUCCUGGCCCACCAAGCAACUGUGGAGACAGUGAACAAAGCAGGGAAUGAGCUGCUGGAGUCGAGUGCAGGGGACGAUGCCAGCAGCCUGCGGAACCGCCUGGAGAAGCUGAACUCCUGCUGGGAAUCAGUGCUGCAGAAAACAGAGGAGAGGGAGCAGCAGCUGCAGUCCACCCUCCAGCAGGCUCAGGGUUUCCAUGGUGAGAUUGAAGACUUCCUCCUGUGGCUAACGAGGAUGGAGAGCCAAUUGUCAGCCUCAAAACCCACGGGAGGUCUGCCAGAAACUGCCCGGGAACAGCUCAAUGCCCACAUGGAGCUGUACAGCCAGCUCAAAGCCAAGGAGGAUGUCUACAGCCAGCUGCUGGCCAAGGGGAGGCUGAUGCUGCUCAACCGCGACGACUCCGGCUCCAGCUCGAAGACAGAGCAGAGCGUGGCCCUGCUGGAGCAGAAAUGGUGCCUGGUCAGCACCAAGAUGGAGGAGAGAAAGGCGAAGCUGGAGGAGGCAUUGGCCCUGGCCACAGACUUCCAGAACUCCCUCCAGGAUUUCAUCAACUGGCUGACCCUGGCUGAGCAGAGCCUGAACAUUGCACCGCCCCCCAGCCUCAUCCUGGCCGCGGUGCUGGCCCAGAUCGACGAGCACAAGGUGUUCGCCAACGAGGUGAACGCGCACCGGGAUCGCAUCAUCGAGCUGGACCAGACUGGGAACCAGCUGAAGUUCCUCAGCCAGAAGCAGGACGUGGUGCUGAUCAAGAACCUGCUGGUCAGCGUCCAGUCCCGCUGGGAGAAGGUGGUGCAGCGCUCAGUGGAGCGGGGACGGGCUCUUGAUGAUGCCAGGAAGAGAGCCAAGCAGUUCCACGAAGCCUGGAAGAAGCUGAUUGAUUGGCUGGAGGAUGCAGAGAAUCACCUGGACUCAGAGCUGGAGAUCUCCAAUGAUCCUGACAAAAUCAAGCUGCAGCUCUCCAAACACAAGGAGUUCCAGAAGACUCUGGGUGGGAAGCAGCCUGUGUAUGACACCACCAUCAGGACAGGCAGAGCCCUCAAAGAAAAAGCCUUGCUUCCAGAUGACACUCAAAAACUGGACAAUUUGCUGGGAGAAGUCCGGGAUAAGUGGGACACAGUGUGUGGAAAAUCCGUGGAAAGGCAGCACAAGCUGGAGGAGGCCCUCCUGUUCUCUGGGCAGUUCAUGGAUGCUCUGCAGGCUCUGGUGGACUGGCUCUACAAGGUGGAACCCCAGUUAGCUGAGGACCAGCCUGUCCACGGGGACCUGGAUCUGGUCAUGAACCUGAUGGACGCUCACAAGGUGUUCCAGAAGGAGCUGGGGAAGCGCACGGGGACGGUGCAGGUGCUGAAGCGCUCGGGCCGGGAGCUCAUCGACAACAGCCGGGACGACACCACCUGGGUGAAGGUGCAGCUGCAGGAGCUGAGCAACCGCUGGGACACGGUGUGCAAGCUGUCUGUGUCCAAACAAACCCGCCUGGAGCAGGCCCUCAAGCAGGCUGAGGAGUUCAGGACAGCCGUGCACAUGCUGCUGGAGUGGCUCUCAGAAGCAGAGCAGUCCCUGCGCUUUCGGGGAGCGCUGCCCGACGACGCCGAGGCCCUGCAGGCCCUCAUCGAUGCCCACAAGGAGUUCAUGAAGAAAGUGGAGGAAAAGAGGGUGGACGUGAACGCGGCGGUGGGGAUGGGCGAGGUCAUCCUGGGCGCCUGCCACCCCGACUGCAUCACCACCAUCAAGCACUGGAUCACCAUCAUCCGAGCCAGGUUUGAGGAGGUUCUCACAUGGGCAAAGCAGCACCAGCAGAGGCUGGAGUCAGCACUUUCCGAGCUGGUGGCCAAUGCAGAGCUUCUGGAGGAGCUCCUGGCUUGGAUCCAGUGGGCUGAGACCACCCUGAUCCAGCGAGACCAGGACCCCAUCCCCCAGAAUAUUGAUCAGGUCAAAGCGCUCAUCUCUGAGCACCAGUCCUUUAUGGAGGAGAUGACACGGAAACAGCCGGACGUGGACCGGGUGACGAAAACCUACAAAAGAAAAGCGACUGAGCCUCCCCACGGGCCCUUCAUCGACAAAUCCCGCAGCAACAGGAAAUGCUUGGGGCAGGCUGCUCCCCCCAGCAUGCCCAUUAUCUCCCAGUCAGAAACGAAGAAUCCCAGGAUAAACCAGCUCUCAGCACGCUGGCAGCAGGUCUGGCUGCUGGCCCUGGAGAGGCAGAGGAAGCUCAACGAUGCCCUGGACAGGCUGGAGGAGUUGAAGGAGUUUGCAAACUUCGACUUUGACGUGUGGAGGAAGAAGUACAUGCGCUGGAUGAACCACAAGAAGUCCCGGGUGAUGGAUUUCUUCCGGCGCAUCGACAAGGACCAGGACGGGAAGAUCACCCGGCAGGAAUUCAUCGACGGCAUCCUGGCUUCCAAAUUCCCCACCACCAAGCUGGAGAUGACGGCGGUGGCCGAUAUCUUUGACCGUGAUGGUGACGGCUACAUCGACUACUACGAGUUUGUGGCUGCCCUCCAUCCCAACAAGGACGCCUACAGACCCACCACUGAUGCUGACAAGAUCGAGGAUGAGGUCACCAGGCAAGUGGCCCAGUGCAAGUGUGCCAAGAGAUUCCAAGUGGAGCAGAUCGGCGAGAACAAAUACCGGUUCUUCCUCGGCAAUCAGUUCGGCGAUUCCCAGCAGCUGCGGCUGGUCCGGAUCCUGAGGAGCACGGUCAUGGUCCGUGUGGGAGGAGGAUGGAUGGCCCUGGAUGAGUUUCUAGUGAAGAAUGACCCGUGCAGAGCACGGGGAAGGACCAACCUGGAGCUGCGGGAGAAGUUCAUCCUGCCCGAGGGAGCCUCGCAGGGGAUGACCCCGUUCCGCUCGCGGGGCCGCAGGUCCAAACCCUCCUCCAGAGCAGCCUCCCCAACCAGAUCCAGCUCCAGUGCCAGCCAGAGCAACCACAGCUGCGCCUCCAUGCCCUCCUCUCCAGCCACCCCAGCCAGUGGAGCCAAGACUCCACACCACUUCUCCCGAUGUUAUGACAAACCCUGGUUGAUAAACAGUAAAGCGAGCACCCCCCUGAGGGGAAUCGAUUAUUCCGACUUCCAGCUCCCCAGCACUGAGGUGACCCCCUCGGCUGGCAGCAAGCUGAAGCGCCCCACCUUCCACUCCAGCCGGACCUCCCUGGCUGGGGACACCAGUAACAGCUCCUCCCCAGUCUCAACAGGUGCCAAAACCACUCGGGCAGCUCUGGGGGCUCUCCCUGCAGACCCCAAGAAGGCCGCCAGCCGUCCCACGAGCCGCGCCGGGAGCCGCACGGGGAGCAGGGCCAGCAGCCGGCGGGGCAGCGACGCCUCCGACUUCGACCUGCUGGAGACGCAGUCGGCCUGCUCGGACACCUCGGAGAGCAGCGCGGCCGGCGGGCAGGGCUCCCGCCGCGGCGCCGCCGCCAAGCCCUCCAAAAUCCCCACCAUGUCCAAGAAAACGCCCGCUGCCACCCCAAAAACUCCCGGCCCUAAGAGAUAAUACUGUACCCGCCACCCUCCCGAGGGAGAGGAAGGAGAAGCAAACAAACAAACAAACAAACAAAAAAAAAAAACCAAACGGGGAAAAAAAAAAAAAAAAGCACCCAACCUGUGUCCAGUUUUUAACCCUACAUUGGAUGUAUAUUUAUUCUAAAUGGGAGAAACUAUAUUGUUAAAAGUGUAAAAGAAAAGUUGUGUUAUGAAGCUGCCUUAUUUGGUUUAUUUCUUUUUGGGUUUUUUUUUUUGUUUUGUUUUUAGUUUUGUUUUUUGUUUUUUUUUUCUUUUUUGUAAGUUACUAUUUUCAUGUGAAUAUUUAUGUAGAUAAAAAAAAAAAAUUGCCUCUCGGUGACCCCUGUUUAGAGAGGGGCCUGGAAAACUGAAAUGUGGGAGAGAAAGAAAAAAAAAAUCAAGAAAAAGAUUUAAAAAAAAAAAGGAAGCAAAAAAAAAAAAAGGUCAAGAUGUGAAAGUGUAAAGAAAAACUAAAAUAUAAAUAGGAUUUCUGCGCGGUGCAGGGUGUGAACCUGCUUUAUCUUUUAGGAUUGUUUCCUAAAUGCAUCUUUAUAAACUUAACUUGCUGUCUCAGCAAGGUAAAUUAUAUUUAAAAGCAAAGACCUGAAUCCUGCAGUGUUCAAGGAACUCUCUUUUUGUAAAUCACAGAUACCUCAACCAGAGAAACAUGAGGUGAGGGGACUUGGGGCUUAUGUUUCCAUUUUUUUUAAAGCUAUGUGGUUUUAUCUGAAGAAAGCGGAGUUUGACUUUAAUAAAAUUUGCACACACUACAGCAAAGGCCGUGACAAUUUUGCUGUCUUGAAAAUACUGUCCUGACAACUUUGUUUUUAGAGAACAAACCGAGGGUGAAGGGUUUGGGGAGGGGUUUGAGGAGGGGCUUCACACCGGAGGAUGCGGGGUAGGAUUGCAGGUCUGGAUCACUUGGAUGCAUCCCUUAGAGGUGGUGGGCCCUCCAAAAUCAAGGAAUCUUCUGGAUUGAUGGCUUAACCAGCCCGCCCCGAGGCGUUCCUUACACAAUCACUGUUUUAUCUGCAUCUCUUUGUUUUCCUAUUUAUUAUUUAACUGGUCAUUCCACUUCCAGCCAGGCUGAGAUUGAUGUGAACUCUGCUCCUAGGAGAAAUCUGGACUUACACGCACAGUUGCUUGUCCUUGAAAUGAGUCUCACCAGCACACUCGCUGCAAGUCCUGUCUCGCUUUUGUACGCUCCUUUUUCUUUGUAAUAAAAUCCAACUUGACCAAGUGACCAGGAGACGAGGGCUCUGCACAGCUCCUGUAUUUAUUAAAUAUUGUUCCUCUCCGGCUCCGACCGUGUUGCUGUGUGAUUCUCUCAAUUGGUUUCAAAUUGAGGCAAAACCGAAGCUCUACCAAUGAAUUGUUUAAAAGAACCAGACACAUUUUUGUAUUAAAAUUGCUUGCGGUAAUAAACAAUCUUGCCUCCUG